Protopolystoma xenopodis is the source of this 753-nucleotide messenger RNA. Lineage: Eukaryota; Metazoa; Platyhelminthes; Monogenea; Polystomatidea; Polystomatidae. The record is from the annotation of a GenBank genome assembly.
AUGCCGCCUCCUCACCCGAAAAAGUCAAUCCGGUGUCACAAUCGCCGGAUACUCAAACAGUCCGGCCUUCCAACGGCAGCGUUGUACCCACCAACGGGGCUCGUGUUGUCGCCAGCUUUAACAGCAAUCGCGAAUGACCCCGGACCGCUUCGCAUCCUUUUUUGGCAUCGAAUAGCCCAACAUCACACAACUGCAAAGGGGUGGUUGCUCGAUCAAAUAAAGGCAAAGCCGACCGAUUUCUCGGGACUUGAGCUCAUGUCGGUUGUGCUGAAGCCCGCGAUUCAUGUCUCUGUUCAGGGCCAAUGGAGGGAGGUGUUGGCUCGGGUUGCAUUCACUUUGUCCCAGUUACCGUGGCCGGGAAUCAGUAGACAGCACGGCCAUGUUUAUAACACCCACUUGGUCAUGAAUGACAUAACAACUGGUUCGGUUCUCGCGUCGAGACAAGUCGAUCUGUCGCCUGAUCCGUCUUAUCCACAGCCUCGAUCUUACGUUUGUCGAUACCGUUGUCAUGUCGAAGGGCAUCAUUUCGACGAUUGCUUCGCCCCCCCCUCGUCUUCACUCCCCCGGUACAAGUUUUCCUGCCUUAAUCAACUCAACCUCGACCACCCAAGGCUCUACAGCCGCUCCACCCGCAUGCUGAGGCAACAUGUACCAGCCGAACCGUUGAACAAUCCCACUGGUCACGGUUUCACCGAUUCCUUUCGCCCCAGCGCCCCUUCGCAAGACGGGCUGACAACCGAACCAGCGAGGUGA